Messenger RNA from Ascoidea rubescens DSM 1968, 2742 nucleotides. RefSeq lists its product as uncharacterized. Gene Ontology annotation, molecular function: protein binding. Lineage: Eukaryota; Fungi; Ascomycota; Saccharomycetes; Ascoideales; Ascoideaceae. The coding region runs from base 60 to 2735 and encodes 891 amino acids. The record is from RefSeq and is a predicted model, not a curated record. The transcript has a single exon.
UUUGAUUGAUUUUCUCAAUUUGGUAUUUCAAAAUGAAAGAUCAUCACCACAUUUAACUAAUGUUGAAGACCACUUCGAUAUUGUUAUCUCAUCGUUUGAGCAGAUAUGUUCCAGUUUGGAAGAGCCUCUCUCAUUGGAAAGCAACUUCGAUAUCAACUUUUAGGAGAAACUUGAGACAAUGUCCCAAUGGCCAGACAGCUAGAACCGAGCUUUUAAUACACAAGGACAACGAUUUUAAACUAUUACAUAGCUUGAAUUUAUCAGAUAAUCAGAUCGCUUUUUAUAAACUAAAAUUGGCAAAUUGUGGUGAUGUGGAUGAAAGAAAUUCCAUAAUAUUGGGCAUUUUAAAUAAAUGCAUGGUUGAUUCCAUCAAAUUUAUCAAAUCCUACAAAAUCUCCGAGAUUGAUGAAGAUAUAAACGACCAGGAAGAUCUCGAAAAUAAAGCAAAAGAAAUAAAGAAGGACGUUGAAACAAUCAAAAAAUAUAAAAACGUUUCAAUUAUUUAUCUUCAUUUUUUCAAGAAUUUGAAUAGAAGGCCAAUACUUCCAAAUUUUGACAUUAAAGAACUACAACAAGCUUCUCAUUUGGCUAAAAUAUUAAAUCCAGCAAAUGAAAAGAAUAGUCUUUUAGAAUAUGUUUAUAAAGCCUAUAUUAAAAUUCCUGGUAUGAUUUUGGACAAUAUUAACUGGUGUAUUUUUAUGGAUACAUUGAUUAAAAAUAAAAAGUAUGAUGAAGCUGAAGCUGAAUGGGUCAAAAGGUUCACUGAUGACUCAGAGGCUAAAACUUUUCGAUGGUAUUUUGAGCUAGCUGUUUCAUUUUUUUUAGAAUCAAAUCAAAUGGUCAAGGCCGAACAACUAUCACAAUUGACUCAGAAGGUUUUCAAAUCAGAAUAUUUAAAUCCUUCUUUAUGUUUAAAAUUUAUUGAAAUUUAUUUGAAUAUGAAUGAUAAUAAAUCUGCGUUUGUUUAUAUCCAAAAAACAAUACAAUUGCUUGAAAAGAAUCCAGUUGAUUGGGAAGAUAAAGAGUUGGUUAGAGCGCAAGAUAGUGAUAAGUAUUUUGAGAGUUUGAAUUCACAAAAAAGAGUUAAUAUGGAACAGUUUGUUCAUUUGUUAAACUUGAUAUUAUCAUCAAAUUUUGAACAAAAAGAAUACCUUGCUUAUAGAUUAGUUGAUCGGUAUCUUAUCAAUGACAAAACCAUUGAUUUUGAACAGGAAAGUUUUACUAAAUUAAAAAUAUUGUUCUUAUCAUUGAAAUACGAUUUACUAGAGAUUUUGAAACCUCUAUUAAAAAAUGCAUUAAAGGAAUACGAUGCCAAUGACCAUUUAAAGAAAAGGGCUGAAAUAAUAUUGGGUAUAUUUGACGAUUAUCGCCUCAAUAAAUCCGAAUUAUUUAAAGAACAAGAACAGUUUUUUGAAAUUUGGCUAAAAAAGCUAGGAAAAGUUGAAGAAUCUCAAGAACAAAUGAAAUUGUUAAUGAACAUGGUUAAAAAAGGGAUCAAACCUUCUUCAAAGCAUUUCCAAGUAGUAUUAAAGACAUUGGGAUCUCUUGGAAGACUAAAAGAACUUGAAAGCUUAAAAUCUGAAAUGGAAAAAUCGUACAUUUUAUCAUUGACUCCAGAAAAAAGAAAAGAGUUAAACAUUCUUAAUCCUAAAUUUUCUGAAAUUUGUAAAGGAGUUUUUAAAAACACAAAUAUUAAAUAUCUUUUUGAAAAAGGAAAUGCAUUAUCAGAAGAAGAUAAAGGAUUUAUUCCUGAAAUUGGCCCUAGUUUAUAUUUAGUCUUUGUUAAAAUGUACGGUCGAAGUAAAAAAUAUGAUAAAAUGGAAGAAAUCUUAACGAGAAUGGAUAUUUUAGGCAUUGAUUAUGAUGUUUAUCUUAUUUCGUCUGUCAUUAGAAUUUACAGAAAAUCCAAAUAUUUUUAUAAAGGUAUUGAUCAUUUGACGUUUAUUAGAGAAAAAUCUUAUUAUUCUUCGAUGGUGAAAACCAAUUAUUUUUUUUCAGAUGUUUGGGGAUGUUUUUUAAAAUAUUACACGCAUAUAAAUCAAAAUGGACUGUUGCCGUUGCCUACUACUUCUACAAAAAGUUUUAUUGACACAUUAUUAGUUGAGUUAGCGUUGGAAAUGACAAUUUUUCCCCAUGGAACAUUAAGUCCAAAAAUAUUUCAUACUGCAUCGUUUGCAUGUUUUGCUGCGAAGGAUUAUGCCUUGGCUAUUGCAGUAUUACAAUAUAUGGGAGAAGUUGUUGGAUAUAAUACUACAGCCGAAGCAGUUAAAAAAUUCAGUGUUAAAUUAAAAUUUCAUUUACAUAAUAAAUAUUAUGGAACAUUUUCAUCAAUUGGAAGAUAUCAAAAGGGAAAAUUAAAAUUUUCGCUAAAUGAAAGUGUUAAGAAUGUGAUAAGUUUUUAUGAUUUAAAGACUAAAGACUUUAAAGAAGCUGCUAAUAAUAGAAAUAAAGCAGUUGUUUAUGCUAAUGCACUUAAUUGUAAAGACAAAGAUAUAGUUGGAGAUUGGAGAGUUUUGGCAUCAUUUAUACUAGACUGGGGAGUUGGGUUAGGAAAUUUAGUGAUUGAAGAAGAUUUAAAAGCAUAUCAAAAAUUAAUGAAAUUGAAAGCAGUAAGUUUACAGAAUAUUUUAACAGGUGGAAAAUUGAAAAAAGAAUUGAAGCCAUCAAUUUUGGAGAAGGAUAUGUUAAAACUACAAAAACUUCGAUCAUUUAGAAGCAUUAGAUUGGAAAAAUAGCGGAAAG